AAUAUUUCGCGCUCCUCGACUGUCACAGUUCCGAGUGACAUAGCCUAUGGACAACAAAAUAUAGUCCUUCACGACAACGAUUGCGAUUGUUCAUACACAUCUAGGUGCACUCACAAUGAGAGCUGUCCUCCGCCAGGCACGGCACCAUCUACCCUCAGAAUCACUCGCCGCACAUCAUGCAUAUAAUAAUGCAUCGGUUCCUGCAUUCCUAUGCCCUGCACUUCUCAGAGGCACAACCACCACCACUACCCUAGGACAUCCCACAUCGUUACGCAAAAGAGUUACGCCAUCGAAAAGUUUCUCAACCUUCAGAUCAAAUCGCGAACAACAACAAAUUGCUGUUAGCACUGAACAGCACCAUAUUCAGCCUGAUGUCCGGCCUCCAGCAUCGGAAGAGACCGCAUCGUCGCCCACCCAAUUGCUUCCUCGCGCCUGUCCAGGUUGCGGAGCACCAUCCCAAGUCUUCGACAAGAGCGAGGCGGGCUAUUACAACAUCGACCGGAAACAAGUGAAGACAUAUCUCAACUAUGACCCAGCACAGAAGAAGGAGGAGGAGGUCGAGACGGAUAUUUACACAAACCGGCUGAAGGAAAUAGAUCCGGCGCUGUUGGAAGAGCUCGGCUUGGAUCAGGAAACUCUCGAUGCGCCCAAGCAUAUCGAGGACGCCGCUCCAGAGACUCCAUACUGCGAUCGCUGUCACAAUCUGCUGCACCACAACAUUGCAAACCCCAUCCACCAUCCCUCGGUCGACGCUAUCAAGGAAACCAUCGCGGAGUCUCCACAUAGACGCAACCACAUCUACCAUGUCGUAGACGCCGCCGACUUCCCACUGUCCCUCGUUCCGAACCUCCAGUCCGCGCUGCGCCUACCGAAGCUGCGGACACAGAACCGCCGAGCUAGGCACAAAGGCUGGGUGGGAGCAAACAGAAUUGCGGAAGUGAGCUUCAUUGUUACCAGGGCGGACCUUUUGGCGCCGAUGAAAGAGCAGGUGGACAAGUUGCUCCCAUACGUACAGAAUGUCAUGCGAACGGCACUUGGCCGUGUGAACAAAACAGCUCGUCUGGGAAACGUCUAUCUCGUCAGUUCGAAACGGGGAUGGUGGACCAAGAAGGUCAAGGAAGAUAUCUGGGAGCGCGGCGGGGCAGGGUGGAUGGUUGGUAAGGUCAACGUGGGCAAGUCGAACCUAUUCGAAGUCGUCUUCCCCAAGGGCCGAGGAGCAGACUACGAAGACUUGCGCAAGAUCCGGGCCGCGGCAGAACGAGAAGAAAGGCUACAGAAUGCCAAAACGAUGGAAGAAUCCUCAAAGCUACAGGACGAGUUCCAGGACGAAGACAAGCAGCUGGCGCGCCGCAAAGAAAGCGUCCUAGAGCCUGCCACCGACCCAGAACACUUCCCAGAAGAAGACGAAGAAGACUUCGACUCCGACUCCCUCCUCCCUCCCCGUCAACCCUACAACCCCUUCCCCGUCCUCCCCAUCGCCUCCGCACUCCCAGGAACAACAGCAUCUCCCAUCCGCAUCCCCUUCGGCCGCAACCGCGGCGAGCUCAUCGACCUCCCAGGCCUCGCCCGCACCACCCCCGAGCUCACCACCUUCGUCGACCCCUCCCACCACGACGACCUCGUAAUGAAGCAUCGCGUCACGGCCCAACGCCACGUCCUCAAACCCGGCAAAUCCCUCCUCCUAGGCGGCGGCCUCAUCCGCCUCACCCCGUCCCCCAACUCCUCCGACCUCACCUUCCUCGUCCACCCCUUCGUCCCCCUAACCCCGCACGUAACCUCCACCGAAAAAGCCAGCACCCUGCAAUCCCAAACCCGCCCCUCCGGCGUCCCCUCCAUCCUCCUCCCAAACGUAGGCCCGCAAAUGUCCUCCGCAGGCAUCUUCCCCCUCCAAUGGGACGUCACCAAGCAGCUCGGCGGCGCCCUGACCUCGCCCAUGGCCGGCAAAAUGAAACCCGCGAACCUCCCCUUCCGCAUCUACAGCACCGACAUCCUGAUCGAAGGCGUCGGCUGGGUCGAGGUGAGCUGCCAGGUGCGCCGCGGGCACGGCUGGAAGCCCGUCGGCAUGGCGAAGAAGGAUCCGAAUCACGCGCGGGUCGCGAAGUUGGCGGCGCAGGAGGAGCUGCGAAGAAUCAAGGACGAGAAGUUUGGUGCGAAGGAGGUCGAGGGUGACGCUUUUGAUCGCGCGGGUCUGGGGGCUCCCUCCUCCCCUUCUUCCUCCCUCGCUCGUUCCUCGCGUUCCUCGCGUGAGAGGUUCGAGGAGGUGGAGGAGGAGGACGAAUGGUUCCCGGAAAUCGAAGUCUUCUCUCCGCUGGGCAAGUACGUGGGCGCGAGGAUGCCGAUGUGUGGCAGUGUGCUCGGCGGGCCGAAGCCCGUUUCUAGUCGUGAGAGGUCGGCGAGGCCGAGGAGGAGUAUGGUGGCGGUUAAGAGGCAGAGGAAGCCGAUGGUUAGGAGUACGAGUGAGUGAGUGAGUUGUUUUCUGGGGUGUGGUGCUCGGAGGGUAUUUCCGAGGGGGCGGUCCGAUGGCGGAGGGAGAAGGGGCGUGGGUAUUGGAUAUGGGAUGUAUGUAUGAAUGUAUGGAAGUAUGUAAAAGUGUAUAAGUAGGCGUUUGUUGUAAGAUAUAAGAGUAGAAAAAACGAAAGAGAGUC
Molecule: messenger RNA, 2645 nt
Organism: Aaosphaeria arxii CBS 175.79
Lineage: Eukaryota; Fungi; Ascomycota; Dothideomycetes; Pleosporales
Exons: 1
Coding region: 116-2464 (782 amino acids)
Cellular component (GO): mitochondrion
Source: RefSeq, a predicted model, not a curated record